AUGGCCGAACAACACCUCUCCCGCCUCCUCCUCCUACCAGCAGAGAUAAGACUGGCCAUUUGGGAACUGAUCAUGAUCCACGACCAAAACCCCUCAUCAAAAACAUCAUACACACCCAACCAAUUCCACCCGGCAAGCCUUCUCCGAACCUGCAAGCAAAUCAACCACGAAACAACCCCAAUCCUCUACCAAUCAAACACCUUCCUAGCCCAUCCAACCCUCCUAAGCUCCCUCCCCUCCUUCCUCCUACGAGCACAACCCACACGCCUCACCCUCCCUCCAGUGACCUCAUCCCGCGUAGCGCAGCUCAUCAAGAAAUUCUUCAUCCACGUCCGUCUAGACGUCGACCCCAGAUUCUCCAGCCUACAAGCCACAGAGAGUUUCACAGGAGUCGAAAGUCUCGAAAUCGAAGUCUUUCAAUCCAUGUAUGGGAGCUGCGAUUUCACCAAUUUGAGGCUUUUUGAAAAUGUGAGAGGGGUGGGGAAGGCGGUUGUGCAGGGGAGUAUUGGAGAUGGGAAUUAUGCGAAAUGGUUGGAAAUUUGCCUUAUGAGUCCUGUGGGAUCGGAGAUUUGUCCGUACACUGAGAAGUGGGUGGGCGGAUCGAAGAGUUCGGAUGCCUGGCAGAGAGGGAUUCGGUAG
Ramularia collo-cygni is the source of this 639-nucleotide messenger RNA. RefSeq lists its product as uncharacterized. Lineage: Eukaryota; Fungi; Ascomycota; Dothideomycetes; Mycosphaerellales; Mycosphaerellaceae. The record is from RefSeq and is a predicted model, not a curated record. Bases 1 to 639 code for a protein of 212 amino acids. The transcript has a single exon.